Molecule: messenger RNA, 1626 nt
Organism: Verticillium dahliae VdLs.17
Lineage: Eukaryota; Fungi; Ascomycota; Sordariomycetes; Glomerellales; Plectosphaerellaceae
Exons: 3
Coding region: 1-1626 (541 amino acids)
Biological process (GO): actin filament polymerization
Cellular component (GO): actin filament; cytoplasm
Molecular function (GO): microtubule binding; actin binding
Source: RefSeq, a predicted model, not a curated record
AUGGCCAACCGCUGGGACCGCGAUCGCUUCGCCUACGAGCGAGAGCGAGAUCGCUUUGAUGACCGGCCACCUCCCCCUGGCCGCUUCGAAGACCGACCGCCUCCUCGAUUUGACGAUCGUGACGAUGUCUACUCUCACGCGCCUCCUCCUCGCCGCCCUCGCGAACAUUCUGACGAGCGAUACGACCGCUACCCACCUGCUCGCCCCCCUCCUGGCCGAGGCUUUGAUGACGAUCGUGACUUUGUCCAAGACCGUCGCUACUACGGCGAUGACGACCGUCUUCCCCCGCGCCGCGAUGACCGGGAUGUGGAGCGCCGCGUCUACAUUGACCGUGAGAGGGAACGAUACGCCAGCCCUUCGCCUCCCCGCCGACCCACAAUGGUCCGCCGUCAAUCAUCCCUAGACACCUUCGACCGCCGCCCGCUGCAUUUCCUCGACCGAGAGCCUCGUGAAGAGUAUGGCCAGAUGACGCGUCGCGAAGAUUUCCGACGGGAACGUGAGCGUGAGGAAUUCCGAGCGCCCCCUUACCAGCCGAUUCCUCUGCCUCGCACCCGCCAGCUCGGCCCUGCCCGACCAGCACCCUACGAUGACAUUUCAGUUGCCGAACCUGGCUACUACGGUGACGAAGAGUUCCGCACCAUGCCGGAGCGUGUGCGCGAACGGGAGAUUAUCCGUGACAAGUCCUCGAGGCGGCGCCGCGAUCGCAGCCGCGAGUCGAGAACCACAAAGACAUACUCGCACCGCGGCAGUUCACGAUCGAGCAGCACCAGCAGCCGCACGUCGAGCGACAGCGGCGGCACAGCCGUACGCAGUGAGUACCCGAAGAAGGGCAAGACGAGAAUCCCCGCCCGACUGGUGUCCAAGAGGGCACUGAUUGAGCUGGGAUACCCGUUCAUUGAGGAGGACAAUAUCGAUGAGCUGCUCAAGCUCAGCGAAGAGUUCAAGAAGGGUAUCUGGAACUUCUCGAGGAACGCCGCGAGGAGGUUCUUACCAUCGCUCCACCUCCACCUCCUCCGGCACCCGUCGUCGUCGCACCCCCGCCAGCGCCAGCUCCCGGUUGCUACACCUGUACCAGUCGCCACAACACCAGUUCCACCACCUGCCCCUGUCGUGGUCCCUCCGCCCCCCGUGCCCGUUGUUGCACCGGCUCCUCCGCCCCCAGCGCCUGUCUACUACGAGGCGCCGCCUCCACCGCCGCCCCCAGCGGAAGUUGUUUACGACCGCACCGUCAUACGCGACGUUUCGCCCACUCGCUCAGUUUACUCUUCCGCCUACACUGAUUCGGGUGUUCCUCUCUACCACGAGCACCGCGAAAUGUCAUCCGAGAUCCCGGUCGGCCCCAUGGCUCUCGCAACCCGCCAUCGCUCUCAGUCCCGCUCUCACCGCGAGAUUCGUGCCGAGAUCAAGGCUCUCGAGGCUGAGAUGCGCGAGACCCGCAUUUCGAAGCGUCACGAGCACCGCCACGACCGCGACCGCGAGAUCGUGCGCGCCGAGCGCAUGCCCGACGGCGCCCUCGUGCUGUUCGAAGAGAAGGUCGAAAAGGUCGAGCACGGACACCGGCCGGCGAGGAUCGAGAAGGACAAGAAAGGUAGGAUGGCCAUCAGCAUCCCGAAGAAGUACCUCUAG